UAUUUCCCCACAUCCAACCUAAAAAAAGAAAGAAAAAAAAAACAAAAACUCAUGGUUCCCAUGUCCACCUGAGCAGCUAAGAAUGGGUCAAUCACAAUCUGCACCAUCGCCGGCCGGGUCAACUCACCACCACCAGCAUCAUAAUCGGUCCAUCACUUUAACAUAUUCAGCAGUAUCUGGAUCUGAAAUGAAAUAUAACAAUAACAAAAAUAUUAUACACAUGGAAGAAGAAGAUAUAGAUUACACGGGUGAAAUACCAGACGAUUGUUUAGCCCUAAUUUUCCAAUUCCUAAAUCCGGGAGACAGGAAGCGUUGUUCCCUCGUUUCCAAGAGGUUUUUGAUCGUAGAAGGCCAAAGCAGACACCGUCUCGCUCUCAACGCCCAAUCCGAAAUCCUUCAAUUCAUCCCUUCUCUUUUCUCCCGCUUCGAUUCCGUCACCAAACUCUCCUUACGUUGCGACCGCAGAUCCGUCAGCCUAAACGACGCCGCUUUGAUUCUCAUCUCUCUCCGCUGCCUCAACCUCACGCGCCUCAAAAUCCGUGGCUGCCGCGAGGUCACUGAAAUCGGUAUGUCUUCUUUAGGCCUCAACUGUAAAAAAUUAAAGAAAUUCAGCUGUGGAUCUUGUACGUUUGGUGCUAAAGGCAUCAACGCCUUUUUAGACAACUGUAGCACCCUUGAAGAGCUUUCUGUUAAGCGCUUACGUGGCGUCAACGACGCCGCGUCGCCGGAAUCCGUCGGUCCCGGCGCUGCUGCUGCGACGUUGAAAUCGGUUUACUUGAAGGAGCUUUAUAACGGUCAGUUUUUCGGACCCUUGAUUGCGGGUGCGAAAAAGCUGAAAACUUUGAAGUUGUUGAGGUGUUUGGGGGAUUGGGAUAAGCUGCUUGAAAUGAUUUCGGAUAAUAAUUGUUUGAGUGAAGUUCAUUUGGAAAGGCUUCAGGUCAGUGAUGUGGGCCUUUCCGCUUUGUCGAAUUGUGUGAAUUUGGAGAUAUUGCAUAUUGUCAAGACUCCUGAUUGUAGUAAUGUUGGUGUUGUUUCCAUUGCCGAGAGGUGUAAGUAUUUGAGGAAGCUUCAUAUCGAUGGAUGGAAGACUAAUCGGAUUGGGAACGAGGCUUUGAUAGCUAUAGCUAAACAUAGUGUCAACUUGCAGGAGUUGGUUUUGAUUGGUGUCAAUCCGAAUUCCAUUAGUUUAGAAGCAAUUGCUAUGAAUUGUCAGAAGUUGGAGAGGUUGGCUUUGUGUGGGAGCGAAACGAUUGCAGAUGGGGAAAUUUCUUGUAUUGCGUCCAAAUGUGUUGCGUUGAAGAAGUUGUGUAUUAAGGGGUGUCCUGUAUCCGAUGAAGGGAUCGAGGCGUUUGCUUGGGGAUGUCCUAAUUUGGUUAAGAUUAAGGUCAAGAAGUGUAGAAAUGUGACAGUCGAAGUUGGGGAUUGGCUCAGGGCUAGGAGGGGUUCGCUGGUGGUUAAUUUGGAUGUGUGUGCCGUUGAGGUUGAAACUGUGGAUGCAAGUGCGAGUGAAAGUGGUGGUGCACAAGACGACGUGGUGGAGUUCCCGCCUGUAGCUGCUGCUCAACCUGAGUCGCUGACUACUAGCGCUAGUGGCCGGGGGUCUGUUUUCAAGACAAGGUUCGGGCUUUUUGGAGGAAGGAGUCUCGUGGCUAGUGCUUUGAGGAGGUGGUCAGCUGGCAAUAGCAGUACCAAUGGUAGCUCUGGCAAUAGCAGUACCAAUGGUAGCUCAUGACCUAUUAUCUUACCUUUUAAACUACAUAAUCGAAAAGUGUUUGCUUUUUUUCCUUUCCUUUUUUAAGUUAUGAUUUUUAUUCAGUCAUACUACAAUGGAAACUGUCAUCCACCAAGUGAUAACCGUAUUUGGUGGUUCACCUCUGUGUGUUGUCUUUUCAAAAUGUAUUUUGAUGUUGUCUUUUCAAAAUGUAUUUUGAUUUUGUCUUUUUUAUUUCUAUCACAACAAUCAAGGGGCAGGAAUUCUGCUUAAAACAUGUAAUCAUUUGUUAUUUGAUAUAGUGAGCCAUGUAUCUUUAUCUUGUUA
Molecule: messenger RNA, 2038 nt
Organism: Erigeron canadensis
Lineage: Eukaryota; Viridiplantae; Streptophyta; Magnoliopsida; Asterales; Asteraceae
Product: F-box protein SKIP2-like
Exons: 1
Coding region: 83-1732 (549 amino acids)
Biological process (GO): SCF-dependent proteasomal ubiquitin-dependent protein catabolic process
Cellular component (GO): SCF ubiquitin ligase complex
Molecular function (GO): protein binding
Source: RefSeq, a predicted model, not a curated record